AUGCAGGAGCCAUCCGACUUCGAGGAGGAUGGCUGUCUCAUGGACGUCAUCCGGGACUCCCGCCACCAUUCCCCCCAGGGCGCAGAUCUGAGCGACAUGAGCGAGGACGAGCGCGAGCAGCUUGAGGACUGCUUGGACUCCACCGAGAAGCCGUACCCGCAGCCCAAGCGGCCUGUGCCGUUGGCGCAGGCAGUGAGAUGUGCGGAAGAGCUGUGGGAAGAUGCAUAG
Molecule: messenger RNA, 228 nt
Organism: Symbiodinium natans
Lineage: Eukaryota; Dinophyceae; Suessiales; Symbiodiniaceae
Source: the annotation of a GenBank genome assembly